Molecule: messenger RNA, 5363 nt
Organism: Calidris pugnax (ruff)
Lineage: Eukaryota; Metazoa; Chordata; Aves; Charadriiformes; Scolopacidae
Gene: PPM1L
Product: protein phosphatase, Mg2+/Mn2+ dependent 1L
Exons: 4
Coding region: 116-1198 (360 amino acids)
Biological process (GO): positive regulation of canonical NF-kappaB signal transduction; negative regulation of canonical NF-kappaB signal transduction; protein dephosphorylation
Cellular component (GO): nucleus; cytosol
Molecular function (GO): protein serine/threonine phosphatase activity; cation binding
Source: RefSeq, a predicted model, not a curated record
CGCCCGCCGGCUGCGCCCCAGCGGAGCAUGCACUGACUGGCUGCCUCGGCUCCGAGCCUUCCCAGGCGCCGGGGUGCGCGUUGCAUGGUGCGGGGAUACACGGUCUCGAUAAUAAAUGAUAGAGGAUACAAUGACUUUGCUGUCUCUGCUGGGUCGGAUCAUGCGUUACUUCUUGCUUAGACCGGAGACCCUGUUCUUACUGUGCAUCAGCCUGGCCCUGUGGAGUUAUUUCUUCCACACGGAUGAGGUGAAAACCAUUGUUAAGUCCAGCAGGGAUGCGGUGAAGAUGGUGAAGGGCAAGGUGGCCGAGAUCAUGCAGAAUGACAGGCUCGGGGGGCUAGACGUGCUGGACGCAGAGUUCUCCAAGACCUGGGAGUUCAAGAGCCACAACGUGGCUGUCUACUCCAUCCAAGGCCGGAGGGAUCACAUGGAGGACAGGUUCGAAGUAAUCACUGACCUGGUGAACAAGACUCACCCCUCCAUCUUCGGGAUAUUUGAUGGGCACGGAGGAGAGUCUGCAGCAGAAUAUGUGAAGUCCCGCCUGCCUGAAGUCCUAAAACAACAUCUUCAAGACUAUGAGAAGGACAAGGAGAACAGUGUGCUGUCUUACCAAACCAUCCUGGAACAGCAGAUUUUAUCAAUCGAUCGAGAAAUGCUGGAAAAAUUGACUGUAUCCUAUGAUGAAGCAGGUACAACUUGCUUGAUCGCGCUGUUGUCGGAUAAAGAACUCACCGUGGCCAACGUUGGUGAUUCGCGAGGCGUCUUGUGUGACAAGGACGGAAACGCCAUCCCCUUGUCACACGACCACAAGCCCUACCAACUGAAAGAGAGGAAGAGGAUUAAGAGAGCUGGUGGUUUUAUCAGCUUUAAUGGCUCCUGGCGCGUGCAGGGGAUCCUGGCCAUGUCCCGCUCCUUAGGAGAUUACCCUCUGAAGAACCUGAACGUUGUCAUUCCUGACCCUGAUAUUCUUACCUUUGACCUGGACAAACUGCAGCCAGAGUUCAUGAUCUUGGCCUCGGAUGGUCUGUGGGAUGCCUUCAGCAACGAGGAAGCUGUGCGAUUCAUCAAGGAACGCUUGGAUGAACCACACUUUGGGGCAAAGAGUAUAGUUCUACAGUCCUUUUACAGAGGAUGUCCCGAUAAUAUAACAGUGAUGGUGGUGAAGUUCAGGAAUAGCAGCAAAACAGAAGAACAGUAGUUACUGGCAGUUCUCUGCCUCUCUCUGAACUUCAAACAAACUCUUACAUUUUAAACAUAGUAGAAAGCUCUAGUAAAUGCCGUUAAGAUUCUACACAAAAAGGAACAGAUCCCUCUGGUCUUUGUUCUUUGCUUAACAAAAGCAGCAAUACAACAAAUACAUUCUGAGUGAUGAUAAGAAUUAAGUUUGUUCACAUGUACCUGUCUCCCGUGACCUUGCUGCUCCUUAGAUAAACUAACUGUAACCUUCCAUUGCACAAUUUUCUUUUACAAAUCCUCUGUGGACGUCUCGUUGGGUUCCUCACCUCUGGUUUGUGAUGGGCGGAGGUUCCGUGGGGCGCAGGGCAGGGUCGGGGCUGGGCAGCAGGUGAGAGGAAAGAUGCUGCUUUUCACCCGGGGGUGGGACUCUUCAGAAAAGAUGCUCUCGUGUUUCUCAUCUCCUUUCUUUUUUCAUCUGCAGUGAUGAGGUUGUACAGAAAAAGGUUUGCGGUAAUUGGCCUGUUGUUGAUAGGAAGGAGGAGGAGGAGGCAGCUGUUAGCCUGCUGCCACGGAACCGGCUCUCUCGCUUUGUUAUCCUCCCCCCCCUCCUGAAAUAAAUCCCCGCCGAGCAUGUGAUGAGGUGUAAUUACUGAAUUACCCGCAGCCACACGUUGGUGCAGUCUGUGCAUUACUCUAAUAACAUUUCUUCUAUGCCAUAUUGUAUUCCAACCAACCCAUGUUAAACUCCGGCGAAAUGCUCUGAGGUCUGACACCUUCUGUAUCAAAAAAUAGCUCUGCUGUGACAGAAGAAAGUCUGUCACUCACCCAGACUCACCCUGACGUUAGGUUUUUGGCAUGGACUUCUCGUAGGCGUGUAAAGAAAGUAAUGCAAGGUUAAAUUAAUUUCGUUAGUGACUGUUUGGAAAGCUAAUCAAAACAGAGCACUCCUUAGAGCUACCUAGGUGGAAGUCAAGCUUAUUAAAGACUUCCUUGUGCCACUGCAGAUUAAUUAGUGGUGUUAAUCCAGGGGAAGACCACUUUAGAACCCUUUUUUUGGUACAAUGUAUGAAUGCCAGGCAGUGUCGCUGCGCUGUAGAGAGGAAAGCUUGUGUUAAAUCUAGGUAAAAAUACGUUUAGGUCUAACUUUAAGUAUUUAAUUGUAUUUUGGAAUCUGUGACUACUGUAGGUUUAAACAAUGAGUCUGAGUUUGCUCUACAUCUGAUAACUGCUUCGUGAUGGAGAGGCAGUGGCAGCAGAGUGACAGGGCAGUCGCGUGUGAGAGGGACAGAGCCAGGGCCUGAGCUGGGGGUCAGUGUUUUGGGUGGCUGCUGGACCUGGAUCGGGUCUCAUCAUAAUCUUUGGGAUUCCCUCCCCGCAAAAACAUGGUCCUGGACUAUUUGCUGAAGUCUCUUGUCUUCAAGGUGAUGGAGGUUGUCAGUAUUUGGGUCCUGAAGGUCAAUCAGGGAUAUUAGACAUUAACUUUGCCUGUUUCUCAUAACCACCUGUAGCGUUUCUGGGCAGGUGGCUGGCUGGUCCCUAAAACACUGUGAUGUGGUUGUGCUGAGUGGGUGUGAUGCCUCUCCAGACAAAACCAAAAAGAGCACAAAUUCUUCUUUCCGCUCGAGAAGGAAUCCCCAUCUUAGUCUUUUCAUUUUUGUUCCUGUGUUCCCCAACAAACUUCCCUCCUCUGAUUGUUCGGAGACAAUCACAACUGUUAAUUGGCUCUGUGGCUGUUCAAUUUGUAUGUGUAGCCUUUAGCAGCCUCUGCUCAGCCCAGGCGCUGGGUAGAGCCCCUUCACCCUGAGGAACAGACCAGUGCAAAGCAGAAGUACGAGCGAGCCUAGAAACCAGCAGGCACCCGGCCUGCACUGGCCCUUCCCCGCGCGAUGGAAGGUUUCCGACUUCUUAAAUCUCUUGAACGGUGCAUUGAGUGAAUUUUAAAUGCAACUUCGCAGUUAAAUUGAGCAGCUAACAGGAAAUGUUAAUAAUUGCAGAGCGCUUCAGUCACUUUAUUUGGCAAAGCUCUUUGAGGUCAGAAGGCUGUGAAAUGCAAACCUGGUGUGAUAUUUUCGUGGGAGCGCGUCACGGCGCUCUCGCAGUGCCCCGGCAGCAGGAUGGAAGGGGUGCUCCAGGCAGAGCUCACGGUGCGUGUAGUGUUUGCCUUUCCUUUCUCCUUCACAGAUGAGGUUUCCCUUGAGCUGGCUUUUCUUUGUAGGACACUGCCUGGGUGUUUGUCAAAACAGCUGCCCAGCGAAAAGAAGAAUUAGCCCCAGCAGCCCACAGAACUGUAAAGCAGAGAGACGCUCGUACGGCAGAGACAUCACUUCUAAUCCUUCACAGGCACUUGAGAAGCUGGAACUGGAAGAAUGGUCAGCUCAAAAAAAACACCCCCAUUAUAGACUAAGGCCACUGGAGUGAAAAGCUCUUGGCUGCCACUAAGCUUGGGGCAGCUCAGGUUCUGGAGGUGAGUGAGUGUAGCUGAGGGAUGCCCGACCUCCUGAGCAGGGCUGGCUGGUUGCUCUGGUGCUCGAGGUGGACAGAAAAAGGAGGUGGCAGGAAGGGUGCCCAUGGAGAGAGCCCCGGUCAGUGAGGAGGCAGGGGGAGGGCGGCUGGCUCUGCGGUGAGCCAGGCUCACGGGAUGGUGCACACAGUGCAGGGCAGCACACAGCUGCCUGCAGCCUUGUCCGGGGGAUUAUUCCAGGAUUCAGUGACUCCGUCACUCACAGGCCCAGCCAGCCAGUACCCAAUCAGCCCUGCUUCAACCUUCAAGUGUCUGCAGUUGCAACAACAGUUGUUUUAGCACCUUCAGUUUUCUCUGCAACACUCCCACCUUUCUAGCGGCUCCCUGUCCUGGCCAAAGACAUUCAUGCCAAUGAUCUCUGGUAAGGUUGACUUUUCAUUUUAAUUACUGUAAAAAGCUAGUUACAGCUACUUUAUAUUUAAAUAUGAAGGACUAAUGGAGUCUGUGAGAUGAGAGGCUUUGUGCAGUCUUCCACAUACAUGCCCAGUGCCUACCUAUAACCCCUGCUAGAGGUCUCCUAAGUUACCCAGUUCUAGACAUUCAUCACUUCCCAGUCACCAAAUGCUGUCUGUGCCAAAUUCUGUCGUGAUCCAUACAGCUGUAUGACAAGAUUUAAUGUACAUACUGCUUAUGCAACCUAAACAAUCUAGGGUCUGAUCCUCCACUGCCUUAAUAAUAUAUCCUACAUCUGAUAGAGCUGCCAGACACCGUAGCCAGAAAUUACCCCCUGGUGUGCUCCAGCAGGGUGCCAGGACGUGCUGCAGCACGGGGGAGGCAGGGCUCCAGUGCCCCUCAGGGUGCUGCCCUGCCUGGGCACCUCUCCAAAAAGAAGGGAGAUGCAUUUAGGUUGAAGUGGUUGCUCACAUCCAGGAGCUCCCCUCUUGCCCGGCAUCUUCAUGGAAAUUUUUUGCAGCUGAAGCCAGAGUAGCUCCGUGGGUGAUACUGUUCAUGAUGGCUUCUGAUGGCAGAAAACUGAUAUAUUAAGUUGCUGCCAAAGAGCAUCUUUUGUAUGGUCCGAUAUGAAAAAAAUGUACCUUGUAAUUAGUCAUCUGAUGCAGCACUUGGAAAAAUCUGGGCUCUUCCCAGUGGUGAUGCAAGUUAAAAGUAAGUAAGAGCUUAACUGCAUCUUAAAGCUACUUCCAUUUAGCUUUUCAUUCUGAGUACAGACGACCUUUAGUUUAUGGUUGUGGUUUGGGAAAGGCCGUUCAUGGGUACAAGGAGAGGGGCGCAGCCCUCGCCGCCGCUCUCUCCCGGUGCCGGCCGCGUUCGCUGGGAUCACAGCGCCCUCUAGCGGCUGCCCUGCCCGAGCUGGGGAACCCACCGGCCUCCCUUAACCUUAACGGCUCAACACCCCGCAGCGCCUCCGGCUCACUCACCCCUCCGUGGGCAUCUUCCCUGCGUGGGCCGCUCCGCUGAGGACGCUCGGUGCGUGGGAUCCGGGCGGUUGGCAGGCUCUGGGUGGCAGGAGAUGCUAUUCCGUGUCGUGUAAAAUCUACGCCUCUUCUUUUGUAGCCACAUCCGGCGCUAGCGCUGGGGGCAAACUGAUGCUGUGAGGCCCGCGGCACCACCGCCCUUCCUAAAAUGGCUCAAAAUACAAAAUUUGAAAUGAGUGAGCCUGUUCUGCUGAAUAGAAUGUUAAGGUAAAUAUAAAUAAACGCCAUCUAAG